GCAUGUUCUUGCGGAUUUCCCUCAACGUCAUGCGCCUCUUGUUUCCGGAUUCGCGACAGUGAGUCCAGUAGUCGUGGUCCAUCGGGAUGGGGAAGUACAGGAUCAUCACAAAACUCAGGAGUGAGCACUUGCGAACCCAGUUGAUCACAGUGAAGAUGAUCUGGUUGUUUUCAUCGUUUGAGUUAAGCAGUAGUAGUAUUAUUCAUGGGGUAUAUAUAAUAUUAAUAUAUUUUAGUUAUAAGAAAAUUAGUAGCAUUAGUCUAGAUCUGCUAGUACCGUAGGCUUGAGUUAAGAAAGUUGGUAUUUUCAUCGUUUGAGUUAGGUAGUAGGAGUUGUGUACCCAUUAUUCAUGGGGUAUAAUUAGUUAAGAAAAUUAGUAUAAUUAGUCUAGUAUCAUGGUCUACAUCUGCUGCUGUAUUGCUGGUAUAAUUAGUCUAGUCCAUGAUCUAGGUUUGGAACUGUAUGUUACUGGAGUGUAAGCAAUGACUGUGUACAGUAGAGGAUACUACCUCUUGCUAGGUACAUGAAUGAAAGGAUGCAAAUAAAUGAUGCACCAUGUAUGGAGAGGGCUAACACACGGGAUGCUCGCUGGCACAGGUCGCCAAUCCUACGAGCAUCAAGUUCGGGAAGCCAAGCACGAAGCCCCGAUUUCGCCAGAAGCUCUUGCUCCAGUGCCACAAUGCUGGAUGGGGAUACUUCUAGUGGGCAUUUUAAGGCGCGCGUGAUAAUUCAGGAUGGGGAUACUUCUAGUGGGCAUUUUAGGGCGCUCGGUAAUCAUACGAAAGUUCUAAUGCAUUUCCACAGGAGGUGAUUUCUCUCGUCUCAUAUCAAGGAGAUCCACGGGAGUUGGACACAUAUCAAGGACAUCCACGGGAGUUGGAGUACUACUUUAACACAUAUCUUGCUUCUCUUUCACAUACUAGGAUCAUCUUGAGGACAUCACAACAUGAACUCAUCAAGGAAUGAAGUAUCCGGAGCUCGUUCUCUAAUCGUAGGAGUUUCUACUCCGUCAUUAUUGCAGAGCUAUCGCGUGGAUUUCUCCUCCUCCGUCUGCUAAGGCUGAGCGGGGGUUCAGGACACCUCGGACAACUGGUGUCAGUCUAAGCAGGAGAGAGGAGCAGGAGAACUUCAACCUUUGUGUGAACUCUUGCCGUUGUGCAGCAAGUAACAACUUUCUUCGCGUGAAGAAAGAACGUCUUAGAAGGAGUUAUUGUCACUAGUUAUUGUUAUCGGAGAACAAGUUAUUGUCCAGUUAUUGUUAUUCAGAUUCAACAAAACAAUUUCACUGAAUUUAUUAGUUUGCUAUUGCGAUUCAACCUGUGAGCUCAUCAUCGAGCACGACUGCGAAAAAUAUCCAUUGAUUUAUUGUUGCGAAGCCAGCUUCUCAGUAGUUAGUGGAAAAAAAUAUGUUACGACCACGACCAGUGCAUCUGAAAGUCAUUGUCACACAACAUGACCAUGAUGUGCAUAGAACUCAAGACGACUGUCAUUCUUCUACUGAGACUUCAGACAGGAGCGACACUGUCUACUAAGCCAAGAAUUACUAUGUUAGACAAGAUCUUCAUGUGUUGAUCAUAUUUAUAUAUGAUAUCAUCUACUUACCCUGUCAUGGAGGUGGAGCACCAUGCUGUUCCAAUAACAUCUGUACUAUAGGAUUGAGUUUUGGAAGUCUUGAAUGUAGAGAUUCAACAGAGGUGUCUGUUGUAAGCCGUGAGGAGAACACCGAGUCAGGAUGCAAGGCAGAAGUAUUGGGUGCUUGUAUACUGAAGAAUUUCUGCGACAGACCUAUUCUUCGAUCAUGAGAAGUUACUGGCGUUCACUCUGCAUUAUUAUACGCUUCAUCUUGCGAGAGUGAGAUUCAACG
Messenger RNA from Amoebophrya sp. A25, 1864 nucleotides. NCBI's taxonomy places the organism in Eukaryota, Dinophyceae, Syndiniales, Amoebophryaceae. The record is from the annotation of a GenBank genome assembly.